Messenger RNA from Odobenus rosmarus divergens (Pacific walrus), 858 nucleotides. It is a transcript of the gene ERP27, whose product is annotated as endoplasmic reticulum protein 27. The record is from RefSeq and is a predicted model, not a curated record. The transcript has 7 exons. Gene Ontology annotation, biological process: protein folding; response to endoplasmic reticulum stress. NCBI's taxonomy places the organism in Eukaryota, Metazoa, Chordata, Mammalia, Carnivora, Odobenidae. Bases 37 to 858 code for a protein of 273 amino acids. Gene Ontology annotation, cellular component: endoplasmic reticulum.
AAGUUCAGGGCUUGGAGAAGGAGCAGGAAAAGAACAAUGGAAGCUGACCAAUCCAGACUCCUGUUUCUAUUAUUUCUUUUCACAUGGAGACUAUCCCCAGAAGCUGCUGCAGAAGUUCAGGAAUCAUCAGAUGGUUCUGCUGCUUCCCAGAAAACUGUGUCACUCACAGAUGUCCCAGCGACCAUGGAAUUCAUUGCUGCUGCUGAGGUGGCUGUCAUAGGUUUCUUCCAGGAUUUAGAAAUACCAGCAGUGUCCCUAUUCCAUAGUAUGGUGCAAAAUUUCCAAGAUGUGUCAUUUGGAAUCAGCACUGAUUCUGAGGUUCUGGCCCACUACAAUAUCACCAGGAACACCAUCUCCCUCUUUCGCCUGGUGGAUAACGAAAAACUGGAUUUAGAGAGCAAAGACAUUGAAAGGAUUGAUGCCUCCAAAUUAAGCCGUUUCAUUGAGAUCAACAGCCUCCACUUGGUGACAGAGUACAACCCUGUGAAAGCGAUUGGCCUAUUUAAUAGCGUGAUCCAGAUUCAUCUUCUACUGAUGAUGAACAAGACCUCCCCAGAGUAUGAAGAAAGCCUACACAGAUACCAGAAGGCAGCCAAGCUCUUCCAGGGAAAGAUUCUUUUUAUUCUGGUGGACAGUGGUGUGAAGGCCAAUGGGAAGGUGAUCUCAUUUUUCAAACUAAAGGAGUCUCAACUGCCGGCUUUGGCAAUUUACCAGAAUCUAGAUGAGGCGUGGGAUACACUGGCCAUCGCAGAAGUUUCUGUGGAGCAUGUGCAAAACUUUUGUGACGGAUUCCUCAAAGGAAAACGGCUGAGAGAAAAUCAUGAAUCAGAAGAAAAGACUCCAAAGGCGGAACUCUGA